This is a messenger RNA of Lentinula edodes (shiitake mushroom), 1342 nucleotides long. RefSeq names its product DUF1295-domain-containing protein. The transcript has 10 exons. Gene Ontology annotation, cellular component: membrane. Bases 184 to 1191 code for a protein of 335 amino acids. Gene Ontology annotation, molecular function: oxidoreductase activity, acting on the CH-CH group of donors. The record is from RefSeq and is a predicted model, not a curated record. Gene Ontology annotation, biological process: lipid metabolic process. Lineage: Eukaryota; Fungi; Basidiomycota; Agaricomycetes; Agaricales; Omphalotaceae.
UACAAGAAAUUGGCGCCGAAAAUAAUGUUCGAUGACUUCCCGCUGAUCGUUGUUCAUCUCAAACCUUUUACGUGGCUUGUCUACGAUGCUGGACAUCCAACAAAUAUUUAACCUCUAGUAGUUUUGACUCCCCUCGCCGUACAUAGAAAAGCUGAACAACCAUUAUUCAACAAUUUCUGACCAAUGGCGGUCUAUGUUCUCGACCAUUACUACCUCGCUAUAACUGUCCUGGUGACCGCCGCUUAUCAGCUCCUUGGAUUUGCCAUAGCGUGGACUUUUCAAUUUGAUAAGAUCACAGACUUCACUGGAGGAUCGAAUUUCUUCAUCUUAGCUUUACUCACUUUACUCAUUGGAAAUGAGUUUCACGCUCGGAACAUUGUAGCCAGUGUGUUGGUUAUGGUGUGGGCCACACGAAUCGCUGGGUUUCUUCUAUAUCGUGUCCUAAAGACGGGGAGCGACACCCGAUUCGAUGAAAUUAGGUCAAGUUUCCUCAAAUUUUUAGGAUUCUGGCUAGGUCAAAUCAUCUGGGUUUGGACCGUCUCUCUACCCCUCACCAUUUUGAACUCUCCCGCUAUAUCCGACACAACUCGCUCUGGGUCGAACCCCGCCUUUGGUACCUCACGCGAUAUUGCAGGAAUUGUCCUUUGGGUUUUGGGAUGGUUGAUCGAAACUGUGUCCGAUGCCCAGAAGUUCAGAUACAAGAUGGCGAAAGACAAACCAAAAGACAAGCCCGUUCUGACUGGGUUAUGGAAAUGGUCUCGUCAUCCUCCUUAUUUCGGAGAAAUUAUGUGCUGGUGGGGAAUCUGGAUAUUAUGUCUUUCUCCUACAACGAACGGCUCUCUUUCAUCCCAUUCUAAGUCCGCCCAGUAUGGUGCGAUUGUAUCCCCCCUCUUCACUCUUAUUCUGCUUAUGUUCGGAUCUGGCGUACCCACAGCCGAAAAACCUCAGGCAAAAAAGUUUUUCCUUAUGAGCCACGGGGAAAACGCGAAACAAGAACAUGUCCAUGCAUGGUCGAAUUAUAAGGAAUACUUGCGGAGAACAUCCAUCCUCAUCCCCAUUCCUCCAGUCGUUUACAAACCCCUGCCGCGCCUUCUCAAACAGACCUUGCUAUUAGAUUUCCCUAUGUAUCAGUUCGAUCAAGUGAGGGAUGGGGUCGUUGCUGUAGAACAGUCAAGACGGGAAUCCGUGUGAGGGAGUGGCCGAAUGACUUGGAACGGUUAUUAACUUGUAAUUUGUGUGGAUAGGUGUGGAUCAAUCACUUCUGAAAUUGCAUUCCAUAUCCAGUUUAGUCAGUUUCUCCUUCAAAAUUUUAUCCGCUUGUGAAAACUUCAAGAAUCAAAGC